AUGUCUGGGGAACCACUAGUGCCCGCCCGGCAGGGCGCAACCUCCCCGUCACCUGCGAAAGAGCUAUACCCCAUGAGCAAGUGGAAGUACGAUACUUUCCUCUGGACGAUGUCUGUGCUGGUUGAUCUUUUCUUCCGCGAGGUGCAUCCUCGUGGCUCCUGGAAGGUUCCUCGUCACGGCCCCGUCCUCUUCGUCGCUGCUCCGCACGCCAACCAGUUCGUCGAUGCUCUCAUCUUGCAGCGAACACUCAGAAUGGAGGCGAAACGGCGUGUCUCGCUUCUGAUCGCCCAGAAGUCGGUUCAUGGUUUCAUCGGAUGGGCGUCCCGCCAGGUCGGAUCUGUCCCUGUUGGCCGUGCCCAGGACUCAGCAAAGCCGGCGCAGGGUACCAUCUACCUACCAGAUCCCAUCAACGACCCAACCCUUAUCCGCGGAAUCGGUACCGACUUUAAGAAAGAAGCCGAUGUUGGCGGCAUGCUCUUCCUCCCUUCCGCUGAAGGCCAAACUGGAGCGAGCGUCGACAUAGCCAAGAUACUCGGCCCGAACGAACUACGCAUCAAGCGCCCCUUCAGAGGCAAGCUUGCCCUGAGACAGCUUACUGCGCGCGACGACAUUGACGAUAACGGCAACCUUACCAGCGUGGAUGUCGACGGGUCUAAGCCCGGAUAUGAGGGGACCAAGUACAAGCUCGCGCCCCACAUUGACCAGUCCAAGGUCUAUCAGGCUGUGUUCGACCGUCUCAAAUCUGGUGGCUGUGUCGGCAUCUUCCCAGAAGGCGGUAGCCACGACCGCACGGAGCUGCUCCCGCUCAAGGCGGGCGUGGCCAUCAUGGCGCUGGGCACUCUCGCUGAAGCUCCCGACUGCGGCCUCAGGAUCGUGCCAGUUGGCAUGAACUACUUCCAUGCCCACAAGUUCCGAUCGCGUGCCGUCGUCGAGUUCGGCCCUCCGUUUGAGGUUCCCCCGAAGCUCGUCGACAUGUAUAAGAACAAUCAGAGGAGGGACGCGAUCGGCCAGCUACUAGACAUGGUGCACUCCUCCUUGCAUGCCGUCACCGUUUCGACGCCCGACUACGACACGUUGAUGGUCAUCCAGGCGGCGCGCAGGCUGUAUAAUCCCACCGGCAAGAAGCUUCCCCUUCCCGUUGUUGUCGAGCUGAAUCGCCGCCUUGCUCUGGGCUACGAGAAGUACAAGAACGACCCACGAAUUAUCAAGCUCAAGGAGUCCGUCACCGAGUACAAUAAGCAGCUUCGUUAUCUGAACAUUCGCGAUCACCAAGUCGAGUACGCCAAGAUGUCGUGGUUCACGGUCGUUUUCACCUUCUUUUACCGGCUCACCAAACUCGUCCUUCUCUCGGCGGGAGUGAUCCCGGGUCUCGUGCUCUUCGCGCCCGUAUUCAUCGCGACCAAGUACAUAAGUCACCAAAAGGCCAAGACAGCGCUUGCCGCAUCCUCAGUGAAGAUACAGGGCAAGGACGUGAUCGCGACGUGGAAGCUUUUAGUCUCGAUGGCUUUCGCGCCGAUUCUCUACAACUUCUACACUGGCAUCACUGCCUACAAGGUCUAUCAGGACAGGCUCGGCGGUCGCGUUCCCGAGUGGGUGCCGAUUUGGGCGGUGUUUCUGGCCGGCUGGGUAUUCUUCCCGGCCAUCACAUUUGCUGCCCUGCGCUUCGGCGAGGUGGGCAUGGAUAUCCUCAAGUCGCUCAGGCCGCUGGCACUCUGCAUCCACCCUUCGUCUAGUUACAGUAUCAGCCAGUUACGCGAGCGCCGUGCCGAGCUGGCGCGCCAGGUCACGGACGCCAUCAACACGCUCGGGCCCGAGAUGUUCCCCGAUUUUGAGCACACCCGGCUGGUCUUUGACGCCUACGCCCGCGGGGCCACGACGGACGCAUCCAACGCCUUCCUUAACAACGCCGCCGGCUCGCCCACGUCGCCGACCGGCCCGACGACCCACUCCCGUAGUCACAGCGGCGAGUCAUCGCCAAGGGGCGCCAGCCCGACGCUCUCUCGGCGCAACACGACGCAGUCGAGCCGCGCCAUCCCGCGCAACGAGUCGUUCAGCAACAUUGGCCAGGCGCCGCUGUUCGCCACGCGCCCGCCCAGCCGCAGCCGCAGCCGCAGCAGCAGCGCGGGCGGCGGGCUCGGUUCGGCUGGAUUUCCUAUCAGCGGGUUCACGAGGCUGGAUAGCAAGGAGGGGUUUGCGGCGGCGAAUCGCAAGAUUAGGGAGGCGAUGCGGGAAAGGGGGGAGUUGAGGAGGCGGCAGAGCGAGAAGAGGCGGCAAUCGUUGGUCGAUGGGGAUGGGAUGACGAGUGAUGAUGAAGGGGAGAGUCUCUCGGGCGUUUCAAUGGGGGAUUAUGAGGAGGCGAGGAAGGCGCAGUGA
This is a messenger RNA of Parathielavia appendiculata, 2373 nucleotides long. RefSeq lists its product as uncharacterized. Gene Ontology annotation, biological process: phospholipid biosynthetic process. Gene Ontology annotation, molecular function: glycerol-3-phosphate O-acyltransferase activity; glycerone-phosphate O-acyltransferase activity. The transcript is spliced from 2 exons. Bases 1 to 2373 code for a protein of 790 amino acids. NCBI's taxonomy places the organism in Eukaryota, Fungi, Ascomycota, Sordariomycetes, Sordariales, Chaetomiaceae. The record is from RefSeq and is a predicted model, not a curated record.